Xiphophorus hellerii (green swordtail) is the source of this 7489-nucleotide messenger RNA. RefSeq names its product myosin VIIAa (gene myo7aa). Gene Ontology annotation, molecular function: ATP binding; protein binding; cytoskeletal motor activity. The record is from RefSeq and is a predicted model, not a curated record. Bases 1 to 6621 code for a protein of 2206 amino acids. Gene Ontology annotation, cellular component: cytoskeleton; myosin complex. The transcript has 49 exons. NCBI's taxonomy places the organism in Eukaryota, Metazoa, Chordata, Actinopteri, Cyprinodontiformes, Poeciliidae.
AUGUACAAGCGUCGGGAUUAUGUGGAGCUUUAUGAGAAGGAUCAGGCAAAAUGGGUGCUGCUGCGAAAUGUCAACACUGUGACAAAACCCAGUACUCUGCUGCCGGGCGACUAUGUCUGGUUGGACCUGAAGACCGGUCGAGAGUUUGAAGUUCCCAUCGGCGCCGUGGUCAAACUCUGCGACUCCGGACAAAUCCAGGUGUUGGAUGAUGAAGGAAACGAACACUGGAUCUCGCCGCAGAACGCCACCAACAUCAAGCCGAUGCACCCCACCUCCAUCCACGGAGUGGAGGACAUGAUCCGGCUGGGAGACCUGAACGAGGCCGGGAUUCUCCGCAACUUGCUCAUCAGAUACAGAGAGAAGCUCAUAUAUACGUACACCGGCUCCAUCCUGGUGGCCGUCAACCCGUACCAGCUGCUGCCCAUCUACACCGCCGAUCAGAUCCGCCUCUACACCAACAAGAAGAUCGGGGAAAUGCCGCCUCACAUCUUUGCUAUCGCCGACAAUUGUUACUUCAACAUGCAGAGGAACAACCGAGACCAGUGCUGCAUAAUCAGCGGAGAGUCUGGAGCAGGAAAAACGGAAAGCACCAAACUAAUCCUGCAGUUCCUGGCGGCCAUCAGCGGUCAGCACUCCUGGAUAGAGCAGCAGGUCCUGGAAGCUAACCCCAUACUUGAAGCUUUUGGCAACGCUAAAACAAUCCGUAACGACAACUCGUCUCGUUUUGGGAAAUACAUCGACAUCCACUUCAACAAGAGGGGAGCCAUAGAGGGAGCCAAGAUAGAGCAGUACCUGCUGGAGAAAUCCAGAGUGUGUCGACAGGCUUAUGAUGAGAGGAACUAUCACAUCUUCUACUGCAUGCUGAAGGGAAUGACUGCAGACGAGAAGAAGAAACUGGGGCUCGGCAAAGCCACCGACUACACCUACCUGACCAUAGGAAAGUGUACGGUUUGUGACGGCCGAGACGAUUUGAAAGAAUACUCCAAUAUUCAGUCUGCAAUGAAGGUGUUGAUGUUCACAGAAAAGGAGAACUGGGAGAUUUCAAAGCUUCUAGCUGCAAUAUUACACAUGGGAAACCUACGAUAUGAAGCUCGUACUUACGACAACUUGGACGCCUGCGAGGUCGUCCGCUGCCCUCACCUCACCACUGCUGCCACUCUGCUGGAGGUGGACUGCAAAGACCUGAUGAACUGCCUGACCAGCAGGACGCUGAUCACCAGGGGAGAGACGGUGUCCACCCCGCUCAGCAUGGAGCAAGCGCUCGAUGUCCGAGACGCUUUCGUCAAGGGCAUUUAUGGACGCUUGUUUGUUUGGAUUGUGGAGAAGAUAAAUGCAGCCAUUUACAAACCAACAUCCUCACAACCGAAAGCGCUCAGACGCUCAAUUGGACUGCUGGAUAUCUUCGGCUUUGAGAACUUUACCAUUAACAGCUUCGAGCAGCUGUGCAUCAACUUCGCCAACGAGAACCUGCAGCAGUUCUUCGUCCGUCACGUCUUCAAGCUGGAGCAGGAGGAGUACAACCUGGAAAACAUCAACUGGCAGCACAUCGAGUUCACCGACAACCAGGACGCUCUGGACAUGAUCGCCAUCAAACCGAUGAACAUCAUCUCGCUCAUUGACGAGGAGAGCAAGUUUCCUAAGGGGACAGACGCCACGAUGCUGAACAAGCUCAACUUUCAGCACAAACUCAACACAAACUACAUCCCACCGAAGAACAACUACGAGACUCAGUUUGGUAUUCAGCACUUUGCCGGAGUGGUUUACUAUGAAACAAGAGGUUUCCUGGAGAAAAACAGAGACACUCUGUAUGGAGACAUCAUCCAGCUGGUUCAUUCCUCCAAAAACAAGUUCAUCAAGCAAAUCUUCCAGGCAGAUGUUGCUAUGGGGGCAGAAACCAGGAAGCGCUCUCCCACCCUCAGCAGUCAGUUUAAAAGAUCUCUGGAGCUGCUGAUGAGGACUCUGAGCGUCUGCCAGCCUUUCUUCGUUCGCUGCAUCAAACCCAAUGAGUACAAGAAACCUAUGCUGUUUGACCGGGAGCUGUGUGUGCGUCAGCUGAGGUACUCUGGUAUGAUGGAGACGAUUCGUAUUCGGCGCGCUGGAUAUCCCAUCCGCUACACCUUUGUGGAGUUUGUAGACCGCUACCGGGUGCUGAUGCCUGGAGUUAAACCAGCAUAUAAACAGGAAGACCUGAGAGGAACCUGCCAGCGGAUCGCUGAAGCCGUUCUCGGCAAAGACGACGACUGGCAGAUGGGAAAAACCAAGAUCUUCCUCAAGGAUCAUCAUGACAUGCUGCUGGAGAUCGAGAGAGAUAAAGCCAUCACAGACAAGGUCAUACUCAUCCAGAAGGUGGUGCGAGGCUUUAAGGACAGAUCUAACUUCCUGAGGAUGAGGAAGUCGGCGGUGUUGAUCCAGAAGACAUGGAGAGGCUACCUGUGCAGGAAGAGCUAUGGAGCUAUGCGAGCGGGCUUUUCUCGCCUCCAGGCUCUGGUUCGUUCCAGGAAGUUGUGUGCAUCUUACCAUGUGGCCCGCCAGCGAAUCACGGGCUUCCAGGGCCGCUGCCGAGGUUUCCUGGUGCGUCGGGCGUUCAGGCACCGGCUGUGGGCUGUCAUCACCAUCCAGGCAUACACCAGAGGCAUGAUCGCUCGCCGGCUGUACAAGAGACUAAAGGGCGAGUACCGCAGGAGGCUGGAGGCCGAGAAGAUGCGUCUGGCUGAAGAAACAAAACUAAGGAACCAAAUGUCUGCAAAAAGAGCGAAAGCUGAGGCUGAACGCAAACAUCAGGAGCGGCUGGCCCAGCUGGCUAAAGAGGACGCUGAGCGGGAGAAGAAGGAGAAGGAGGAAGCUCGUAAGAAAAAGGAGCUGGUGGAGCAGAUGGAGAAGGCUCGGCUGGAGCCCGUCAACGACUCCGACAUGGUGGACAAGAUGUUCGGCUUCCUGGGGACGACGAACUCGUUACCCGGCCAGGAAGGUCAGGCGCCGGCUGGAUUCGAGGACUUGGAGCAUUCCCAUCAUGAGCUGGUGGAGGAGGAUCUGGACGAGGCUCUUCCUCUCCCUGAAGAUGACGAAGAGGAGGAUUUAUCGGAGUACAAGUUUGCCAAAUACGCAGCGACCUACUUCCAGGGCACCACCACACACACUUACGUUCGACGGCCUCUCAAGCAGCCGCUGCUGUUCCACGAGGACGAGGGAGAUCAGCUGGCUGCGCUGGCCGUCUGGAUCACAGUGCUGAGGUUCAUGGGAGAUCUACCGGAGCCAAAGUACCACACGGCGAUCAGCGACGGAAGCGAGAAGAUCCCCGUCAUGACCAAGAUCUACGAGACGCUGGGGAAGAAAACCCACAAGAGGGAGCUGCAGGCGCUGCAGGGGGAGGCGGAGACAACUCCUUCUGAAAGCUUGAAGAAAAACAGCGUCCGACACAAACUGGUUUCCCUGACCUUGAAGAAGAAAUCCAAGAUCACAGAGGAGGUCACCAAGCGCCUCAAUGAUGGCGAGUACGGUCUCCACGGCAACAGCAUGUUGGAAGAUCGGCCGACUUCCAACCUGGAGAAACUUCACUUCAUCAUCGGAAACGGGAUCCUGAGGCCGACGCUGAGGGAUGAGAUCUACUGUCAGAUCUGUAAGCAGCUGAGUCAGAACCCGUCCAAAAGUUCCCACGCGCGCGGCUGGAUUCUCGUCUCACUCUGUGUCGGCUGCUUCGCCCCAUCAGACAAAUUUGUAAAGUACCUGAGGAACUUCAUCAGAAGCGGGCCGCCGGGUUACGCUCCGUACUGUGAAGAAAGGCUGAGGCGAACGUUUGUGAACGGGACGCGAACACAGCCUCCAUCUUGGCUGGAGCUGCAGGCCACCAAGUCCAAGAAGCCCAUCAUGUUGCCCGUGACGUUCAUGGACGGCACGACUAAAACGCUGCUGACCGACUCGGCGACGACAGCCAAGGAGCUCUGCAACGCUCUGUCCGACAAGAUCAACCUGAAGGACCGCUUCGGCUUCUCUCUGUACAUCGCUCUGUUCGACAAGGUCUCGUCUUUAGGCAGCGGCAACGAUCACGUGAUGGACGCUGUGUCGCAGUGCGAGCAGUACGCCAAGGAGCAGGGCGCUCAGGAGAGGAACGCCCCCUGGAGGCUGUUCUUCAGGAAGGAGAUCUUCACGCCGUGGCACAGCCCAACCGAAGACCAAGUCGCUACAAACCUCAUCUACCAGCAGAUCGUCCGAGGCGUCAAGUUUGGGGAAUACCGCUGCGACAGGGACGACCUGGCGGAGCUGGCCUCGCAGCAGUAUUAUGUUGAUUAUGGUUCGGAGAUUCUUCUGGACCGCCUGCUGAGCCUCAUCCCGUCCUACGUUCCGGACAGAGAGAUCGGCACGUCCAAGACGGUGGAAAAGUGGGCUCAUUUCAUCAUGGCUGCACACAAAAAGGCUAUUUACGCCCAGAAGAGGUUCGACUCUCAGAAGGUGAAGGAGGAAGUGGUGGACUUUGCUCGCCAUAAGUGGCCGUUGCUGUUCUCCCGUUUUUAUGAAGCGUUCAGGUUCUCAGGUCCCAGUCUGCCUAAAAACGACCUGAUCGUUGCCGUCAACUGGACCGGCGUUUACUUUGUUGACGAGCAGGAGCAGGUCCUGCUGGAACUCUCUUUCCCAGAAAUCAUGGCGGUUUCCAGCAGCAGGGGAGGAAAGCUGCAGGGUCAGAGUUUCACUUUGGCAACCAUCAAGGGAGAAGAGUUCACCUUCACCUCCAACAACGCAGAAGACAUUCGGGACUUAGUGGUGACCUUUCUGGAGGGUUUGAGGCAGAGGUCAAAGUUCGUGGUUGCGCUGCAGGACAGCUCCAAUGCUGGUGAGGAGUCGACCUUCCUGAGCUUUCUCAAGGGCGACCUGAUCAUUUUGGACCAGGAUACCGGGGAGCAGGUCCUCAACUCCGGUUGGGCGCAUGGCAUUAACGAACGAACCAAUCAGAGAGGAGAUUUCCCAGCUGACUCUGUUUACGUUCUGCCAUCCAUGACUCGUCCCCAACCAGAAGUAGUGGCGCUGGUUACCAUGACACCAGACCAGCGGCAGGAGUCGGUUCGUGUUUCUCAGAUCAUCCUGCCAGAGACGGAUGACAGACAGAAACCCUACACUCUGGAGGAGUUUUCUUAUGACUAUUUCAGACCUCCUCCCAAACACACCCUGAGCAGAGUGAUGGUGACCAAAAAUCGAGGGAAAGACAAGAUGUGGAGCUGCACCAGAGAGCCGCUCAAGCUGCCGCUGCUGAAGAAGGUCGUCAGCCAUGAGGAGCUGGCGCAGGAGGCCUGCAUGGCCUUCAUAGCAAUGAUGAAGUACAUGGGCGACUACCCGUCCAAACGGAUGCGCUCCGUCAACGAGCUGACAGACCAGAUCUUUGAAGGAGCUCUGAAGGCCGAACCGCUGAAAGACGAGAUCUACUGUCAGAUCAUCAAGCAGCUCACUGACAAUCACGUCAAGUAUAGCGAGGAGAAAGGCUGGGAGCUGCUCUGGUUGUGCACUGGUCUGUUUCCUCCCAGUAACGUUCUGCUGCCACACAUCCAGCGGUUCCUCCAGUCCAAGAAACACCACCCGCUCUCUGGAGACUGCAUGCAGAGGCUGCACAAAGCGCUCCGGAACGGGUCCAGAAAGUACCCCCCUCAUCUGGUGGAAGUGGAAGCCAUUCAACAUAAAACGACCCAAAUCUUUCACAAAGUUUAUUUUCCAGACGACACAGAUGAGGCGUUCGAGGUGGAGUCCAGCACCAAGGCGAAGGAUUUCUGCCAGAACAUCUCCACCAGGCUGCUGCUCAAAUCCUCCGAAGGGUUCAGCCUCUUUGUCAAGAUCUCAGAAAAGGUCAUUAGCGUUCCAGAGGGAGAUUUCUUCUUCGACUUUGUUCGCCAUUUAACAGACUGGAUCAAGAAAUCCCGACCAGCUAAAGACGGAAUCAUCCCGUCUCUGACCUACCAGGUGUUCUUCAUGAAGAAGCUGUGGACCAGCACAGUUCCUGGGAAGGAUUCGUUCGCUGAUUCUAUUUUCCAUUAUUACCAGGAGCUGCCUAAGUAUUUGCGUGGCUACCACAAGUGUUCUCGGGAGGAGGUUUUCCACCUCGCAGCACUGAUCUUUCGGGUGAAGUUUGACGACAAUAAAUCCCACUUUCCUUCGAUUCCCAAGAUGCUCCGUGAGCUGGUUCCCCAGGACCUCAUCCGCCAGAUGUCUCCAGACGACUGGAGGAGGUCUAUAAUCGCGUACUUCAACAAGCACCCUGGGAAAUCGAGGGAAGAGGCUAAGCUGAUGUUCCUGAAGAUCAUCUAUAAAUGGCCGACCUUUGGCUCCGCCUUCUUUGAGGUCAAGCAAACCACGGAGCCCAACUUCCCAGAGAUUCUGCUGAUCGCCAUCAACAAGCAUGGAGUCAGUCUGAUCGACCCAAAGACCAAGGACAUCUUGACCACCCAUCCCUUCACCAAGAUCUCCAACUGGAGCAGCGGGAACACCUACUUCCACAUCACCAUAGGAAACCUGGUCAAAGGAAGCAAGCUGCUCUGUGAGACUUCACUGGGUUACAAGAUGGACGACCUGUUGACCUCCUACAUCAGUCAGAUGCUCACCAACAUGAACAAGCAGCGCUCUGGGCGGGGCCACAGUAAGUGAACGUCUUAUUGGCAGGAGGCCACCGAGCUCAUCCGCCUGCUGCGCCCCAUUGGUCAGCACUGCAGCUGGGGGCGGAGCUUCGGCCACCAGCUGUGGUGGAUGAGCCGCAGUCCUUCUGCGUAUUCGACGGGAUCCGACCGGACCGAGGACAGCUCGACGGCGAGCGGCGACGACCCCGGAGACGACCCCGGCGAAGGCCCCAGUCACUGGUACCAGUACAGCUGUGAUGACGAAGACGAGCCGUCCAGCGAGGAUGACUACCUCUGAGAGCCGAACGCCUUCAACGCGCCGCUGCCGCUUCCUUUAGAUGAUCAAUUACCUGCUGUCAGAAAUCACCUCAAAUACUAAUAAUACAAUAAAACACACAGCUGAGAUUUUAUCUACGACGGAGUAUUAAGGCCAUACCAAGAAAAAUACAGUCAUCAAGAGAAUCAAGUUGUAAUUUUACGAGAAUAGUCAUACGAAGAUAAAGUUUUAAUAUUACAUGAAUAAAGUCAUGAUGUCAAGGGGACAAAUGUGUAAUUUAUGACAGUUUAUUUUCUUUCUGACUGUGAUACUUCGUUAUAAUUAUCUCCUGUAAAGGUUUUCAUUUUAUGUUUUAACUCUAUCGCCACAAGGGGGCGACAUUUUAAACCAUAAUCAUCUGUUUCAUUAUACGAGUAGAAUUAAAAGCAAAAAAUGAAAGAAAAUACUUAUAUAUGAGCAAUUUAUUUUAUAUUAAAUGACUUAACUCUGUUUUAGAUUGUUUAUGCAUAAAUGGAAAUUAAUAAAGUCUUAGCUGGUUGUAUUACUGCAUGCAGAGUAAAGAAAUAAUGUUCAUAAUGUCACGUUUUUAUGCUCCAGCUGAGAUAAAACUUGAAAAGAAAAA